Messenger RNA from Eucalyptus grandis, 782 nucleotides. RefSeq names its product 60S ribosomal protein L27. Bases 84 to 491 code for a protein of 135 amino acids. Gene Ontology annotation, biological process: translation. The record is from RefSeq and is a predicted model, not a curated record. Gene Ontology annotation, cellular component: ribosome; cytosolic large ribosomal subunit. Lineage: Eukaryota; Viridiplantae; Streptophyta; Magnoliopsida; Myrtales; Myrtaceae. Gene Ontology annotation, molecular function: structural constituent of ribosome. The transcript has a single exon.
CCCUUUGCAUCCUUUCGCCUGCUGCGGAGAAGAAACCCUAGCCGACAACCCCCGCCGAGAUCUCCAGGAGGAAACCGGCAAAGAUGGUGAAGUUCCUCAAGCCCGGGAAGGCGGUGGUCGUGCUGCAGGGCCGUUACGCCGGCCGGAAGGCCGUCAUCGUCCGGAACUUCGACGACGGCACGCGGGACCGCCCCUACGGCCACUGCCUCGUCGCCGGGAUCAAGAAGUACCCGGCCAAGGUCGUCAAGAAGGACUCCGCCAAGAAGACGGCCAAGAAGUCGCGGGUCAAGGCGUUCGUGAAGCUCGUCAACUACCGCCACCUGAUGCCCACCCGCUACACCCUCGACGUCGACCUCAAGGACGCCGUCGCCGUCGACUCCCUCCAGAGCAAGGACAAGAAGGUCACCGCCGCCAAGGAGGCCAAGAAGCGGCUCGAGGAGCGGUUCAAGACCGGCAAGAACAGGUGGUUCUUCACCAAGCUCAGGUUCUGAGUCCGGUCCGUUCGUGGGACGGUGUCGGGUUGGGGCAAGAUUCGAUUUUUGAUCCCUUUUUGUUUUCGAUACGUGGAUCGAGCGAACGAUGAAUGAGGCGAGCCUGGAUUCGAGCUGUAGUGGGUAAUUUGGAGCUUGGACAUCUCAUUCAAUCUUGAAAUGUGUUAUUACUGCUAAUGUUUUAGUGUUGGAUCUGUUCCGGGUUGAUAAUGUUUUUUGCUGUGACAGUUUUCUAUAUGGGCAAUAGUUUGACUCGGUGCAGAAGUGAAAUCGAUAUACUCAUUGCGGUCA